Molecule: messenger RNA, 3757 nt
Organism: Cololabis saira (Pacific saury)
Lineage: Eukaryota; Metazoa; Chordata; Actinopteri; Beloniformes; Belonidae
Product: tripartite motif-containing protein 16-like
Exons: 2
Coding region: 149-1291 (380 amino acids)
Molecular function (GO): protein binding
Source: RefSeq, a predicted model, not a curated record
AUACGGAGGUUUAUCUGGAGGUGAGCGAAGCAGCACAGCAUCAGUUUUCUCUGUGUUCGGAUCUCGGUGAACUCGACCAGGACCUGGAGACGGACGAGGAGCUCGGGGAAAACAUCUUCUUCAGCAGAGAAUCUGUUAUCUGUGUUCAAUGGAUGAACAUAAAGGUCAUGAAACAGAAAGACGUGAGAAGCAGAAGGAGCUGGAGGUGAGUCGACAACAAAUCCAGCAGAGAAUCCAGGACCGAGAGAAAGACGUGGAGCUGCUUCAGCAGGAGAUGGAGGACAUCAACGUCUCUGCUGAUAAAGCAGUGGAGGACAGUGAGAAGAGCUUCAACGAGGUGAUCCGUCUCCUCCAGAAAAGAAGCUCCGAUGUGAAGCAGCAGGUCAGAUCCCAGCAGAAACACGAAGUGAGUCGAGUCAAAGAUCUUCAGGAGAAACUGCAGCAGGAGAGCACUGACCUGAAGAGGAGAGAAGCUGAGCUGGAGAAACUCUCAGACACAGAGGACCACAACCAGUUUAUCCACAACUACCCCUCACCGUCACCCCUCAGUGAGUCCACACACUCAUCCAGCAUCCAGAUUCGUCCUCUCAGGUACUUUGAGGAAGUGACAGCAGCUGUGUCAGAGACCAGAGAGAAACUACAGGAUAUCCUGAGAGAGACGUGGACAAACAUCUCACUGUCAGUGGCUGAAGUGGAUGUUUUACUGUCGGAACCAGAACCAAAGACCAGAGAUGAAUUCUUGAACUAUUCACGAGACAUCACUCUGGAUCCAAACACAGCAAACUCAUAUCUGUUAUUAUCUAACGGGAACAGAAAAGUAGCAGUAAUGAGAGAAAACCAGUCUUAUUGUGAUCAUCCAGAUAGAUUCAGUGUUUACGAGCAGGUCCUGAGUAAAGAGAGUCUGACUGGUCGGUGUUACUGGGAGGUGGAGGUGAGAGGAGGAGGAAUCUGUGUAGCCGUUUCCUACAACAACAUCAGCAGAGCCGGAUGUUUGUACGACAGUGGGUUUGGAUUCAAUGACCGGUCCUGGUCUCUCCGCUGCGACACAAACGGUUACAUGAUGCGGCACGACAACGUCUUCGCUCUCGUCUCCGGUCCUGCUUCCACCAGAGUUGGAGUUUUCCUGGACCACGGAGCGGGUCUUCUGUCCUUCUACAGCGUCUCUGAGACCAGGACCCUCCUCCACAGAGUCCAGACCUCCUUCACCCAGCCGCUCCACGCCGGACUCUGGCUCCUGGAUUGUGGCGUUUCUGCUGAGCUCGUCAAAGUCCCAGAAGUGAUUACUGGGUGAUUACAGAGUUUUAUGUUUAGAAACUAGAUUUAUUUGUCUUAUCUCUGGGUGUAACUGUUUACGACCGUUGGGAACGUCUCCAGUGUUUGACAACUAACCUGGACUUUAAAAGUGGGAUGUCAGACAUUCAUUUACUCAGAUAAAUACUCUAAAGUAUGAAUAGAAUAGAAGAGAAUAGAAUACUUUCCAGUGCAAGACAGUGCAAACAGAUACAAGAAAUAUAAAUAAUAUAAAAAGGUUAAGGUGCAUUUUUAAAUAGUCAAAUCAAGACCUGAGAUCCUAUCUACAGAUAAUUACACAUAUUUACACAUGCGGUGGAAUAUUGCACAGAUAGGCCGGUACUAGUACUAGUACCAGAACUACAGGUCAGUAUAUUUGGUACAGAAAUAUCGGCUCAAACAAACUUAAAUGAUUGAAAAACUUUGUUUGUGUCUUUUACAGAACAAGAAUGUGAUGCGAGUUAAAGCGAUCGACACAAUAAAACAUUGAUAAUUAAUUUCAUGAAACAAUGAUAGUUAUGUUAACUUUGACUGUUUUGGACUAUAGAUUUAUUAGACAUAUUUUAUUAUCCUACAAUCGUGUCACUUUAUUUAAAUGUAUUAUCAUGGAUAUUUAAAACAGUUUGAUCCGUCUGGGGUUACUGGGUUUAAUUGAUCAUCAAUUAAUCAGAUAAAUAAAAUAAGUAAAUAAAGUAAAUAAACUGGAGUCAGUUAAUCGAUUUAAGGAUUCAUUGUUAUUCAACAUCUUUUGGUCCUUUUUAAUGGUUGUUCUAACUUCUGAACUUUGUAUAUUUGUAGUUUUUCAGACAUUUAGAUGUUUAUGCUUGGGCCUUUAUAACAUCAACAUCUGGAAUCUAACUUUUGGACGUUGACAGCAACAUUUGGUGUCAUUAAUGUGUCAUCAAGGAUAUUUUAUGAUUAAAUAGUGAGCAGGUUCUUCGGAGGGUUUGCUGCUGGUUCCCUCUAAAAAUCGUUGGUCUGCAGAACUGAGAUGGACUUAGACCUAGGGAAGAGAAUCAGGGCAAUGCAGGAGAAAAGAUAUUUGAGAGGGGGAGAUUUUUCUACGAGAAAAAAGUUGAAAUGUCGAGAAAAAAGUCGAAAUGUUGAGAUUAAUGUUGAAAUACAAUUUUGAGAAAAAAGUCAAAAUGUCAAGAAUAAUGUUGAAUGGUCAAGAUUAAUGUUGAAAUAGAAUUUCAAGAAUGAAGUCGAAAUUUUUGUGUAUGACGUCCAAAUUUUGUGAAUAAAGUCUAAAUGUCGAGAUUAAUGUUGAAAUACAAUUUUGAGAAAAAAGAAACGUCUUCGCUCUCGUCUCCGGUCCUGCUUCCACCAGAGUUGGAGUUUUCCUGGACCACGGAGCUGGUCUUCUGUCCUUCUACAGCGUCUCUGAGACCAGGACCCUCCUCCACAGAGUCCAGACCUCCUUCACUCAGCCGCUCCACGCCGGACUCUGGCUCCUGGAUUGUGGCGUUUCUGCUGAGCUCGUCAAAGUCCCAGAAGUGAUUACUGGGUGAUUACAGAGUUUUAUGUUUAGAAACUCGAUUUAUUUGUCUUAUCUUGGGGUGGAACUGUUUACGACCGCUGGGAACGUCUCCAGUGUUUGACAACUAACCUGGACUUUAAAAGUGGGACGUCAGACAUUCAUUUACUCAGAUAAAUACCCUAAAAUAUGAAUAGAAUAGAAUAGAAUAGAAUAGAAUAGAAUAGAAUAGAAUACUUUAUUGUCACUAUGCAUGGGUACAGUGAGAUUGAAAGCAGUAUCACAUUUCCAGUGCAAGACAGUGCAAACAGAUACAAGAAAUAUAAAUAAUAUAAAAAGGUUAAGGUGCAUUUUUAAUUAGUCAAAUCAAGACCUGAGAUCCUAUCUGCAGAUAAUUACACAUAUUUACACAUGCGGUGGAAUAUUGCACAGAUAGGCCGGUACUAGUACUAGUACCAGAACUACAGGUCAGUAUAUUUCGCACAGAAAUAUCGGCUCAAACAAACUUAAAUGAUUGAAAAAAUUUGUUUGUGUCUUUUACAGAAGAAUGUGAUGCGAGUUCAAGCGAUCGAGACAAUAAAACAUUGAUAAUUAUUUUCAUGAAACAAUGAUAGUUAUGUUAACUUUGACUGUUUUGGACUAUAGAUUUAUUAGACAUAUUUUAUUAUCCUGCAAUCGUGUCACUUUAUUUACAUUUAUUAUCAUGGACAUUUAAAACAGUUUGAUCCGUCUGGGGUUGCUGGGUUUAAUUGAUCAUCAAUAAAUCAGAUGACACCAGCCACGACUCUCUAUAUCAAACCAUUCAAAAGUUAUGGCAGAAAGUAGGAACAAUCACAUAUUGACCAUUACGAUUAAGGGGCGGGGCUAAUUUGCACCAAUUAAGGUGAAGGAGUCAAAACCGAGUCAGAUGACACCACCUACGGGAAACCAUUCAAAAUGUAUGCCAGAAAAUAGGACCUAUCAAAUAUCGACCAAUUAGAAGAAGGGGCG